Molecule: messenger RNA, 1404 nt
Organism: Emericellopsis cladophorae
Lineage: Eukaryota; Fungi; Ascomycota; Sordariomycetes; Hypocreales; Bionectriaceae
Exons: 4
Coding region: 1-1404 (467 amino acids)
Biological process (GO): vacuolar transport; vacuole fusion, non-autophagic; microautophagy
Cellular component (GO): fungal-type vacuole membrane; vacuolar transporter chaperone complex
Source: RefSeq, a predicted model, not a curated record
AUGAAGUUUGGGGAACAGUUGGAGAAAGAGUCGGUUCCUAAAUGGAACAUGUACAACCUCGACUACAACUCUCUGAAGCGCGCAAUCAAAGUUCACACGACGCGAGACCAAGCCACAGCCAUCGCGAUACCCGGCCAGCCCGAUAAGUCCCUGCGCGCUUUUGAAGACGGGCUGUUUCUCGAACUAUGCAAACAGCAUGAGCGUGUGGAUCUAUUCGUCAAGAGCAAGGCGGGUGAAGUGACUCGAAGACUGGAUAUGCUAUCUCGCAAGAUUGACAAGUGGAUUGGCAAAUGCCCCGAGAACCCCACGGACAGUACCAUCUCGAAGCAGCAAAGAACGGUCAUCAAGUACGAGCGACGGCUAUUCGAAUUGGGCGACGAGAUCUCGGCCCUGUCACGGUUCGCCAACGCCCAGAUCAUCGCCUUCCGUAAGAUCAUUAAAAAGUACAAGAAAUGGACUCGGUCGACAACACUCUCGGCCCGGUUCAACGAGUACAUUGCGGGCAAGCCGUCCAGCUUCACACGCCGAAACUUUGAGCCUCUACAGACGCGACUCGACGACAUCCUCGCCACGCUCCGCAAUUCGACACCCGCCCUAAGCGAACCAAGCUCCCCGUCGACGACUUCCGAGAACAACGCCAGCCGACCGUCGACAAGCGCGGAGCCACACAGUUUCGAGCCCCUCCCAGAGGCUGCCAAGGAGGAGGCGCAGGCGCCACGCUCCAGGCCACAGGUCACGUAUUGGAACGAGUACGAUGACGGGAGCGAGUGCGAAGGACCGGAAAACGACUAUGCCAUCUACAUCAACCCAGACGAGGACACAUCUUUCGCAGGAUUGGGAUACGUGCAGGCUGUCCUCGCCAUGCCAUUCUCCAAAGUGCAACACUGGUUCAAGCUCAAACGGGAAGGCGAAAGGCAACCACUGCUGGGCGAGUCAUCCUCCAGGUCCCAGACGUCUAGGCCUGGUACAGCUACGCACGGAUACUUCUCGGCCGCAUCUGCCGAUUCGGAUGAGGAGGGCUACGCAAGCUCGGGCGAAUUCCCCCACCAGGGCUACGCGGCACACUAUUCAUUCCCCAGCAUCGGCGACCAGAAGAUUGUCCAUUAUAGAGAAAACGUUCUCUUCUGGGUCACUGUUGGCUGCUUCGUCGGGUCCUUUGUACUAUUGGCGAUAUCCGGCCUCUUGAUCCUCACCGGCCGGCACAGGCUCCGUGUCGAGGUCGAUGCGGGCGUCACCGUCGGCGUGGCCUGCAGUCUGCUGAGUGCCUGCUCUGGCUUGGCCGCCACCAUCUACCGACGAGGUCCUCUCACCGUGUCGCAUCGCAUCAUGAUAUGGAGCACGUUUAUAGCCGCCUGUCUGCUCAACGGCAUGCUUCUUGUGCUGGUCGUCGGCAAUACGCCUUGA